CCUGCCAAAAUGCUUAUAAGAACACUCAAUUCGUUGGUUGGAUAGAGCGUAAAAAACUGUAUUUAGAGCACUGCUUUUUGAAGUAAAAAAACAAUUACUCUUGGCUAGAAAUGAAUUAUAAGGAAUUUUCGUGAUGGAAUCACCUUCACCAAUGGAUUACAUUUACAAACGUAAAUAAAUUUCUGAAGAAACGCAGAAUGAUAGAUCCCUUAUCAUCAUUGUACAGAGCUUUGAAAGCAUUAUUAAUUGAUGUGAGAGCUUUCGAAAAGGACAUUUUUAUAUAUAUGAAAAACUCGAAAAUAAGAAAUCAUAAUAAAUAUUGAUUUUUAUCUUUUGCACGACACAUCGCUUUCCUAGUGCUUUUUCUUCCAAGAAUUAGCAUAAGUAUGUAAAGAAAUAUGCAUUUCUAUAUGUUGUCGGCAUCGUUCUACACAAUGGUCAUAUUGGUUUUGGCAGAUUGAGUUGGUCAACUUCGCCCACCAAGGUAUACCGUUACGUGGACAGGCCGAUAAUCAACUUUAGGUUUGUGAUGUUCUAUCUUUGGUUAUCUCAUAGUAUUACGUUAUUUGGAAUAAUUCCCUAGAUGUUGCUGCAUUUUUUCCCGGCAUCCGUUUUAUGUUUCGUUCUCUGUGUAUUCCCAUGGAGAAUUCUAUAUGUUCCUAUGUUUGUACUAUGUUUUCUAGGUCUUUUUAAUCACUUUCACUUUGUUUUGAUGAUAUCGAUCUCUUUUUUUUUUCACGUAUUUGAUUGACACUUCAACCUAUAAAUACACUCGUUUCAGUGUAAGGAAAGUAUACUAUAACCAACACGAUUUUCUACAUCGUAUAACAAAAUAUCAAACACACUCACUCUCGAAGAGCAAUUCCGUGGACUUGUUCUUUCUAUGAAGGAAAUGAAUAUCAUGUGGAUGGCAGCCGAUAUUGCUGAUGAAAUACAAUCUUAUGAAAAUCCACCUUCAUUACGUCGUGAUGCAUUAAGGAGAGAAAUAAGUCGAAUAUUACAACGAGCAAGAAUCAAGGAUAGAUCAAGAUGUGAUGCACCACUAACUGUUCGAACAGAACAAUUGAAGAAAGCAAUAAAACGGUUAAUUUACUUAAAAAACGGACAAAGUGAAAGAAAAGUGAUAUUUGAAUUACAACGAAAUAACAUUGAAGGUUUUCACAAUAGCAAAAAUGAUGUAAUUUAUGCUGAAGAUCCAUCUGAAAUUCCUGUUGAUUUAAGAGAAGCAUCAAUAGUAAAAUAUCCAACUGGUGUUAUGUUUUGGAAUGCGAUUACCACGAAAGGCUUGAUACCUCAAGAUGGUCCUAUCAAUUUUACUCAAUGGUCACGAGCUCAAUGUCCACUUGAUAAACGUAAAAGAAUGUACAUGACUAGUGAUUUAUAUGCUAAAUUUUUACGUGAAGAAGCUAUUCCUAUAAUUAAUGAAGUGGUGGAAAAUCUGAACGUCAUAUUCCAAGAUGAUCAAGAUUCAAAACAUCGAACGAAAAUAGCUAUGGAUGCUGUAAAUGAUUUCUUUGAAGAAAGAAUAGAACCAAAUGAUGGGGAUGCUAAAUUUGCAGAUACUGAAAGACUAGGGUCUAGAAACGGAAAUUCACCUGUGUCUGUCUGUCUGUCUGUAACACUUGGUACAAAUGACCAUUUUUGUGGUACAAAGUACCAUAGUCGUGGUACAAGUGACCGUUUUCGUGGUACAAACUGCCAUAGUCGUGGUACAAGUGACCCUUUUCGUGGUACAAAUGACCAUUUUCAUGGUACAAAGUACCAUAGUGAUGGUACAAGUGACCAUUUUCGCGGUACAAAGUACCAUAGUCGUGGUACUAGUGACCGUUUUCGUGGUACAAAGUACCAUAAGCAUGGUACAAGUGAUCGUUUUCGUGGUACAAAAUACCAUAGAACAGGUUAA
Molecule: messenger RNA, 1903 nt
Organism: Rotaria sp. Silwood1
Lineage: Eukaryota; Metazoa; Rotifera; Eurotatoria; Philodinida; Philodinidae
Source: the annotation of a GenBank genome assembly